Messenger RNA from Hypomesus transpacificus, 2816 nucleotides. RefSeq names its product endo-beta-N-acetylglucosaminidase (gene engase). Gene Ontology annotation, molecular function: mannosyl-glycoprotein endo-beta-N-acetylglucosaminidase activity. Bases 134 to 2311 code for a protein of 725 amino acids. Lineage: Eukaryota; Metazoa; Chordata; Actinopteri; Osmeriformes; Osmeridae. The record is from RefSeq and is a predicted model, not a curated record. Gene Ontology annotation, biological process: protein deglycosylation. Gene Ontology annotation, cellular component: cytoplasm. The transcript is spliced from 14 exons.
UGCACGCAAGAGCGUCCUGAUACUUCAGCCAAUAGACGACACAAGUAACUUUUAUUUUAAUUUGAAAGAUUCCUGUAUAAUCAGUAAACAAAUAAUUCAUACACUUUGUCCAGUAAUCUUUACAUUCUUGGAGAUGGACAAUGCACAGAAAACGGACAGCAGAGACAUUGUCCGGAAACAACGGCGAAAAAGAGAAGAUGAUUCUAGCGCGGCCAAGGUGGCCAAAACUGACACAAGCGGCGGCUUGAAAUCUUGUUAUGAUAAAGCAAUGGAAUCUAUAACUGUCCAUGAAGUCAUCAAGUAUGGCGCCUCAUCACUGCCAGCUAAACACUAUGACCCUGACACUACCGAGCCAAUCAGCUCCGGUCUUCAGACCCUGGAUCAGUUGUUAUCGUGGAGACUGAGCGAGGCCAACCCUUUUAACGUGGCAACAGUCCCCCUGGCCAAACGGGAGCCACCGCUGGCGAGCUGUCCGCGCAGGACGCUGGUGUCACAUGAUAUGAUGGGCGGUUACCUUGACGACAGGUUCGUACAGGGGGCCUCGUCGGACGCUCCCUACGUCUUCUACCACUGGCAGUACAUUGACAUCUUCAACUACUUCAGCCACAACAUGGUCACCAUCCCCCCUGCCGUGUGGACCAAUGCAGGCCACAGACACGGUGUCCUGGUGCUGGGCACCUUCAUCACCGAGUGGACGGAUGGGAAAACGACCUGCGAGAACUUCCUGAAAGACGAGGAGUCUUACCGCGCUGUAGCUGAUAGGCUGGUCCAGAUCACACAUUACUACGGCUUCGAUGGUUGGCUCAUAAACAUCGAAAACACUCUUAAUGAGGUGGCCGUGAAAAACACCCCUCUGUUCCUGCGCUACCUGACGGACCAGGUCCACGAGCGAGUCCCAGGCAGCCUGGUGCUGUGGUACGACAGCGUGCUGGUGGACGGCCAGCUCAAGUGGCAGAACGAACUCAACCAGUCCAACCAGGUGUUUUUCGAUGCGUGCGAUGGCAUCUUCACCAACUACAACUGGACCGAGCAGAGCCUGGUUGGGAUGGAGGCCUUCUCUGCGGCCCAAGGCAGGCUGGCCGACAUCUACGUGGGCGUGGAUGUGUUCGCCAGGGGGGAGGUGGUAGGGGGGAAGUUUGACACCAACAAGGCCCUGGAGUUGAUUCGUAAACACAAUCUGUCCACGGCCAUCUUUGCUCCUGGAUGGGUGUACGAGACCCUCUCCGACAAGACAGAGUUCCGCAAUAACCAAGACAAAUUCUGGGGUCUCCUGUCUGACUUCCUGUACAUCCACCAACCGGCCUCUCCGCUUCCCUUCUUCUCGUCCUUCUGCCAGGGGUUUGGGAUGAAACUCUACCGGAGGGGACAGCCAGAGGUGGAAGAGAGCUGGUUCAAUCUGAACGGCCAGGAGCUGCAGCCCCUCUACUACAGGGAAGAGCUGGAGGGGGGGGGCUGGAUGAGGACACGAGGCUGCCCCAAGGAUGCCUGGAACGGGGGCUGCUCCCUGCUGGUGGAGGGCCUCCUACCCUCCAGCCUCUCUAAAGUCUCUGCCAGGAUCUUGUCCCUCCACGUGCCGCUGGCCUCCACCACGUUUGUUUCCCUCAUCUACAAACCGUCUGCAGGGGUCACCGUGUCCCUGGAGCUCAAGACCAGCGAUGCGCCGCUCUGCACACAGGAGGGGGCCCAGGACGUACGGACCAGCAGCGUCCAUCCAGAGGCUCUGCAGGAGGAGCACCAGUUGGUGAGGCAGUUCUCCCAGAGUUGUGGCCAGUGGAACCCAGAAGGCUGGACUGUGAGGUGUUCCCAGCUGCAGCUGAAGGGCUGCGCUCUGAAGGACGUGUGUGUGAGCGUGCGCCGGGAAGGGGAGGCUCAGGACACGCCUUUUUCCUGCAGGAUUGGGGAGAUCAUGGUCCUAGAUGCCAACAGCUUCUCUGUCCCUCCCGACCCUGUCAAAGACCUGGGCCUGCACGACCUAGUCUGGCUGUCCGGCACCAACCCUGACGCCUCCCCCCGCCUCAUCCUCAACGCCACCCUGCGCUGGUGCUACCCGGCCCAGCUGGUGCGCCACUUCCGGAUUCACUGGCGCCGACUGAGGGGGCCUGACCCCCGGAUCCCCCCCGGCCAGCUGGCUCUGGUGGGCCGGGCUCACGCACCCCUGUUCCGCCUGUCGGAGCUGGACGUCCCCAGGCCCCCGGGUCUGCUGGAGCUGGUGGUGGAGCCGGUGACCAGGGAGGGCUUCCUGGUUCCGGAGUCCCAGUGGGGCAGAAUCAGUCUUAGCUACGCAGCAGAGCAGGAGGCCGUGUCUCAAUAGUCCAGAGUCGCUUCCUACCCUGGGCUGCUGUGUUUGUCGUCAGUUUAAAGGUUGUGGUCCUGGUGCGUGAUUCAGUCAGGCGGAUCGCUGUGUCUACUUGGGUGCUCUGAUUUGCAGCUCACUGCAAGAGGAAGGAGUUGGGGCUUUGGAUAGGGAAGUACAAUUAGUGGAUUGAUUGAAGGAGAGACAUUUCCCCGUUCCUUGCCUUAUACAAGCCAUGUAACACAUCUUGAAUAUCGGUUUUAGUAAUAUGCAUAAACGCACCAGAAAUAAUGUGAGAGUAAAGUGGAGCAGGAACAGACACCAACAUAAGACAUGAAUAUAAAACCCUUUUUUUUAAUACUUUUUCUUAAUGGAAACUGCAUGAUAAUGACUAGCCUUAUCGCACAGCAGAGUUUAUACCCUUCAUUUUAAGGAUUUGAAAAAGCCUUGUAUUCCCAUCGACUCUGGGACAAGUUGCAGCACUUCAAACACCAAAAUGCAUGUAUGGAUGUAAUAAUAAAAA